AUGAACUCGUACAGUUCUAAAAAGUUGCUAAAGCUGAACGGCAGGGAAUGUUGCAAGAAUGCUGGACAACUAACCUGCAAAGAUGGUGAUUGGCUGCAAUCCGGUACACUACCGUCACUGCCAUUCCUUUGUUUACUUUUGAGUGCGGCUUCAAUACUACUCCCUAAGACCGAAGCUCAAAACACUGGAAAACCGGCACGUAUAGUUUGUUACUUCAGUAAUUGGGCAAUCUAUCGACCGGAUGUGGGGCGCUAUACGAUCGACGACAUACCUGGCGAGAUGUGCACUCAUAUUAUUUAUUCAUUCAUCGGAGUCGACGACAGCAAUUACAAGGUUCUAGUCAUUGAUCCAGAGGUAGAUUUGGAGCAGAACGGUUUUAGAAAUUUCACCAAUUUGAAAAAUAAGUACUCCAAUGCAAAAAUGAUGAUCGCUGUUGGUGGUUGGGCUGAAGGAGGCAAAAAAUAUUCUCAGAUGGUUGCUGUUAAGGAACGUCGAGCUUCGUUUAUUGCUAGUGUGGUACAAUUCAUGAAGGUUUAUAAUUUUGACGGGUUCGAUUUAGAUUGGGAAUACCCAGGAGCAGCUGAUCGUGGUGGUAGCUACGGAGAUAAAGAUAAGUUUUAUUACUUUGUGGAAGAGCUAAGAAGGGCUUUUGAUAAAGAAGCUAGAGGAUGGGAAAUCACGAUGGCAGUUCCAGUGGCAAAUUUUAGACUGCAAGAGGGCUAUCACAUUCCAGAGUUAUGCGAAAACCUAGAUGCCAUCCAUUGUAUGACGUACGACCUCCGCGGAAAUUGGGCUGGUUUCGCAGAUGUUCACAGUCCUUUGUAUAAAAGACCGCAUGAUCAGUGGGCAUACGAGAAAUUGAACGUGAAUGACGGUGUUCAACUUUGGGUCAACUAUGGCUGUCCACCAGAUAAGCUCGUCAUAGGUGUUCCAUUCUAUGGCAGAACAUACACUCUCAGCGCAAGUACAACUAACCCUACUCUUGGAUCUUACAUAAAUAAGGAAGCUGGUGGAGGUAGCCCAGGACCUUACACCAAUGCCACCGGUUUUCUAGCAUAUUAUGAGAUUUGUACGGAAGUGCAAGAUGAAGAAAAGGGUUGGACAAAAAAAUGGGACGAAGUUGGUCUCUGCCCAUACACAUAUAAGGGUACGCAGUUUGUCGGUUACGAAGACGUUGAAUCGCUUCAGCAUAAAAUGCGAUGGAUAAAAGAGAAAGGAUACGCAGGUGCAAUGACUUGGGCUAUAGAUAUGGAUGAUUUUCAUGGGUUAUGUGGACCAGAAAACGCUUUGAUGAAAGUGCUUUAUGAAAGUAUGAGCGACUAUAUAGUUCCGGAGCCAACCAUAUCUACAACGCCAAGGCCUGAAUGGAAUCGCCCACCAUCCACUCAACCAAGCACAGAGGAUGGUCCACUUCCAGCAACGUCAAGUAGCACAACUACGCGUCGUCCGAAGUCAACCACAAUGGCUCCUCCGAAGAGAACAACUACGCAAAGAACAACGACUACGCCAGCUCCAAUAACAGAGGAAAUAGAUAAUAACCCUGAGCCAGCCCCAGUUCCAGCACCACCUGACUAUGAGGAGCCCUCAGAGAUCGAGUGCUUAGAAAAUCAAGACUUCGUGCCAUCAGAUGACUGUACCAAGUAUUACCGAUGCGUUCACGGGCAACCGGUAGAAUUUACUUGUAAAGAGGGCACUGUUUUCCAUACAGUGUUGAAUGUAUGUGACUGGAUUGAGAACAGUGACCGUGCUGAAUGUAAAGGAGAAGCGAAGACUGUUGAUGAUGGUUUUUUGGAUAGCACAAAACACGUUAAGAGAGAACAAGACGUACCCGAAAUGGGAAAUUUUGUGCAUGAUCGUCUGGAAGGCAACAUGGGAGCGUCGCAAAAUAAACCCGGACAGUACAGCGUAAGCGUAAUCAGAAAAGGAUUGCUGGCGACUGCAACAUUGUUGUUAUUGUUCGCUUCAGUAUCAGCAAUUGGAGAUGAAAAACCUCGUAGGUUGGUUUGCCACUAUACCACCUGGUCACAAGGUCGUGCUGGAGAUGCUUCCUAUCGCGUUGAAGAUGUUCCAGGGCAUUUGUGUACCCACGUGGUGUACAAUUUUAUCGGUAUUGAUGAAGAUACGUAUGAGCUCAUGCCGUUGGAUCGCGAAAUUGAUAUAGUGCAGAAUGGAUUUGGGCGCUUUGUGGAUUUGAAGAAAAAAUUUCCUCACUUGCGUGUGUCAAUCGCUGUCGGGGGAUGGGCUCACGGAGGAGAAAAAUUUAGUAAAAUGGCUGCAUUUAGACGACGGCGUCAGGCGUUUGUUCUGAGCGUGGUGUCCUUCAUGGAACAGUAUGGUUUUGACGGUUUGGAAAUAGCAUGGUUGUACCCUGGAAAUCCGGAACGUGGAGGCAAUGUGAACGACAAAGAUAAUUUUAUUUACUUGGCGGAGGAAUUAACACGAGCUUUUAAAAAAAUUGGACGUGGUUGGGAAUUGGCAUUGCAGGUGCCAGCAGAUAAAUCCCGGCUCGGAAUUGGCUAUGAGAUCGAUGCUCUUUGCGAGGCUACUGAUUAUGUUCAUAUUAUAGGAUAUGAUUUACGUGGUUGGUGGAAUAAUUUUGCAGAUGUACAUAGUCCCAUGGCAGAUCGACCACAUGAUCGAGGCAAUUUUCGUGGAAUCAAUGUCCAGGAAGGCGUUGAACAAUGGCUUUCAAAAGGAUGCCCGCCGAAUAAAGUCGUACUUGGAGUUCCCAUGCUUGGUCGCACAUACAUUCUAGCCAAUUCGCAAGAAAAUAGUAUUGGUUCAGGGACUACAGGACCUGGUCCUGCAGGUCGGUAUACUCAUGAAGCUGGAUACUUGGGGUACUUCGAAAUAUGCCUGAAGUUUAAGGCAGCGCGAUCGAACUGGCGAAAACUUUGGGAUGAUGUUGGACUAUGCCCUUACGCUUAUCAGGGACGUGAGUGGAUUGGAUACGAGGAUGAACAUUCACUACAAGAGAAGGUAAAUUUUGUUAAACAAAAGCAACUUGCUGGAAUAUAUGCAUUCUCUCUGGACUUGGAUGAUUAUCGUGGUGACUGUGGUGGAGAACGGUAUCCUCUUACGCGCGAGCUGUUCAAAUAUAUUGAGGAAACGAAGCAAGACAGCGACAUUACUAUCGCGAUUGAUCGACUACCAUGGGCACAAUAAAACUAAAAUUGAGAUUAAAACUGAAA
Molecule: messenger RNA, 3191 nt
Organism: Sabethes cyaneus
Lineage: Eukaryota; Metazoa; Arthropoda; Insecta; Diptera; Culicidae
Product: endochitinase
Exons: 9
Coding region: 1-3165 (1054 amino acids)
Biological process (GO): carbohydrate metabolic process; chitin catabolic process
Cellular component (GO): extracellular region
Molecular function (GO): chitinase activity; chitin binding
Source: RefSeq, a predicted model, not a curated record